UGUCUCAAUCUGCGUGUGGAUUUGGCGUUGAAUGAGAAACAAAAGAAAAUCUUGAAAAAAUGGAAACAAGCUGUAAAUAGCCCACAAUAUGGUUAUAGACUAUGGUUUCGAUUUGGGUAUCUCUCUUUAUAUAUAUGUGUGUAUGGAAAUGACAUUGUGAGAGGAUUUUAGGGGGUUUUGUGCCUUUUUUUCCUAGGGUUUUGUAAUCGAUACAUACAGAACAUAUAUAUACCAGUGGUAGAUAUAUCUAUAUGGUGAUGGUGGAAGCAGAGAUUGGGGACAAGAAGAAGCGGAGUAGUAAGAGGCGGGGGAUAUGGUUUAUUGGGGCGGCGAUCGCGGUCUUAAUUGCGGUAGCGGUGGCCUCCAGACACUCGCAAAAGAUCUCUCUUUUCGUCAACAAUCAUAAGUCCUGCAGCUGUUCUCAGGAUUCACGGAAAUAUACAGGCAUAGUGGAGGACUGCUGUUGUGAUUACGAGACGGUAGACAGUAUUAAUGGAGAAGUGUUGCAUCCUUUGCUCCAAGAGCUUGUCACGACUCCAUUUUUCCGAUAUUUUAAGGUAAAGCUGUGGUGUGACUGCCCUUUUUGGCCUGAUGAUGGUAUGUGCCGCUUGCGAGAUUGCAGCGUUUGUGAAUGUCCUGAAAAUGAAUUUCCAGAAAUUUUCAAGAAUCCAUUACAUCGUGGUCUUCCAUCUGACAAUUUGGUGUGUCAAGAGGGAAAGCCAGAGGCUACAGUUGACCGCACCUUAGAUAGUAGAGCUUUCAGGGGCUGGAUGGAAGUUGAUAACCCGUGGACCAAUGACGAUGAGACAGACAAUAGCGAGAUGACAUAUGUAAAUCUUCAAUUGAAUCCAGAACGUUAUACAGGCUAUGUUGGUCCGUCUGCCGGAAGGAUAUGGGAUGCUAUAUAUUCAGAAAAUUGUCCAAAAUAUUCAUCGGGAGAGAUUUGCCAGGAGAAAAAAGCCUUGUACAAAUUAAUAUCUGGUCUUCACUCCUCAAUCUCAAUCCACAUAGCUGCUGAUUACCUUCUUGAUGAAUCCACCAACCUGUGGGGUAAAAAUCUUGAGUUGAUGCACGAUCGUGUCCUUAGAUACCCUGAUCGUGUUAGAAACUUGUACUUCACUUUCCUCUUUGUUCUUCGAGCUGUGACAAAAGCAGCAGAUUACUUGGAGCAGGCUGAGUAUGACACUGGUAACCUUGCGGAGGACCUGAAAGCACAAUCUUUGAUGCGUCAGUUACUUUACAACCCCAAACUGCAAGCUGCAUGUCCACUUCCAUUUGAUGAAGCUAAACUGUGGCAGGGCCAAAGUGGACCUGAACUAAAGCAGCAGAUUCAGAAGCAAUUUAAAAACAUUAGUGCCCUAAUGGAUUGUGUGGGAUGUGAAAAGUGUCGCCUCUGGGGAAAGCUUCAGGUUCUUGGUCUCGGCACUGCACUAAAGAUUCUCUUCUCUGUCAAUGGUCAAAACCAACCUCAUCAGAUUCUGCAUUUGCAAAGAAAUGAGGUGAUUGCCUUGAUAAACCUGCUCAAUCGACUUUCUGAAUCUGUCAAACUCGUAAACGAUAUGGGGCCUAAAGCUGAGAAUGUAAAUGGAGGGCUGGUCUUUGAGCCAACUGCAAAAGAAAUUAGUUCUUGGCGAAGAAUCUGGGAGUCGGUGAUUGAGCUUCGGUAUUACCUACUUACUGUCCGUGGCCUUUAGUACAUCAUUAAGCGGCUGCGGAAGCCGCCAUUGUGACACAUCUUGUAUUGUUCUAACGAAUCAAUUCUGAAGGCAAUGUUUGGACAAAGUGACCUUAGAGAGUAUAGAGCAGGGUUAAGAAGAGGAAGUCGGAGGCAUGUAGACGCAAAUAUAUAAACAGGACAGAGCUGAGUAAAUAUAGAAUUUAAAAUGAAUACUUAACGGAUCAGAUCAUUUUGAAUUUCACAUUAGCAUCUGAUAGAAGGUUUUGUUUUGUGUAUUUGAACGAUUGUAUGAAUAAACCAAUGAUCAUUUUAAUCUGUCCAACUGUUGAGUAAUGGAUAUGCGCUAUUGUGCUUCACUAAUGUUUAGCUCUUCCUGUCUAUUAAGAACCAUUUUCAGCCAUUCUAUGUUGAAACUGUUACUGUGUAA
Molecule: messenger RNA, 2105 nt
Organism: Rhododendron vialii
Lineage: Eukaryota; Viridiplantae; Streptophyta; Magnoliopsida; Ericales; Ericaceae
Product: endoplasmic reticulum oxidoreductin-1
Exons: 10
Coding region: 252-1694 (480 amino acids)
Biological process (GO): protein folding in endoplasmic reticulum
Cellular component (GO): endoplasmic reticulum; endoplasmic reticulum membrane
Molecular function (GO): protein-disulfide reductase activity; thiol oxidase activity; FAD binding
Source: RefSeq, a predicted model, not a curated record